AUGUCCACAACAAUCGCCUUCCUCGGAGCCACUGGGGGCUGCGCAAACGCCUGUCUAGCUUACUCCCUCCGCAGUGGCUACGAUGCCAUCGCCCUAGCCCGCACACCAGAAAAACUCACAACCCAACUCCUCUCCCAACCAGGUCUAACCCAAGACAUCCUGGACACACACCUACGCAUCGUCCAAGGUGACGCGCGGGACAUCGAAACAGUCAUGAAGACACUCAUCGUGUCCGAAGAUGAACACAGCACAACACUCGUCUCCCUCAUCGUCUCAGGUAUCGGGGGCACAGGCGAACUAGUCAUGACCAAAGCAUCACCCUGCGAUCAAAUCCCCAUGCGUGUCCCGACAAUUCCACACAUUAGUAUUCCGAAUCCGCAUAUCACGGAGGAAAGUACUACCGCACUACUCGGUGCGCUGCGACGCAUCGCGAAGGAACGAUUCGCUUCUUUCAGCGACUUUGCAGCCGUCGCGCCGCGAGUGACGAUUAUUUCUGGCGCGGGUAUCAAGAAGGGCGUCAAAGAUGUGCCUAUGCUAUUCAAGCCCUUGUAUGCGGCAUUGGAUAUCCCGCACAAGGACAAGAUGCAGAUGGAGAGGUUAUUGGCUGGGGAGCAGGAGAAGAAGGAGAGUUUGUUGUGUGGGGGGGUAGUGAUUGUUCGGCCGAGUAUUCUUGGUGGGGAUCAUAAGAUUGCUGAGCCUGGGACGGACUCGGGGUAUAGGAAGUUGAGGGUUGGGACGGAGAAGAAGCCUGAGGUUGGGUAUACGGUUGGGCGGGCUUUGAUUGGGGAGUGGAUUUAUCGGGAGGUUGUGAAGGGGGGUGGGGAUAAGUGGGUGGGCGAGGGUGUGAUCCUUACUGAGUAG
Penicillium daleae is the source of this 861-nucleotide messenger RNA. RefSeq lists its product as uncharacterized. Lineage: Eukaryota; Fungi; Ascomycota; Eurotiomycetes; Eurotiales; Aspergillaceae. The coding region runs from base 1 to 861 and encodes 286 amino acids. The record is from RefSeq and is a predicted model, not a curated record. The transcript has a single exon.